AUGACAACCUCAGAGCUUGCGCCGCCAUCCCUGGCCAAGAGGAACAGGAGGUCGCGGAGGCGUCGUCAAGACAAGCCGGCGAUCGCAGCUAGGCUAAUUCUGGAUGAUCACAAUGCGGGGGGCGAUGUCGGUACUUUGUCCGAGGACCUAUUCGCAGACCUUUUCCCCCACCUCCGUGAUGUGCCCGCUCGUGAAGAUGGCUCCGAGGACGUUCAUCAUGUAGCCAUCGCUCCCUGGGAGCCGACCCCGUCUCCGACCGAAACCGCCUGGACGGUGGUGCCCGUAGUCAAGUCCUCGGCGCUCAAACCUUCGACCGUCCAAUUCUCGCCCUCGUCCUUGUCCCUGCAGAGCUUUGCGACCACUCUCCAGCAGGUUGCGCCGUCGAAACUCUCAAGUAACAGCCGCAGUGGCAUUGAAAUCCAGAUAUUAGACGUGGUUGCACUCUCGUUGGACACAGUAUACGUUAGCCUCGAGAGCGAAUUGACGAAGCGCUUGGAACAAGGCGAGGGCACCUUUUACCGCGACCAUCCAAGCAGCGUCAAUGGCGUGGGUUCUGCCGCCCCAGAAACCUCCGAGGGUCGCCUCAUCUCUUCGUUGCGCGUGGCUCUGGGAAGUUUGCGAGUUCUUCACUCUGGUGACCUCUUUCCUCUACCGCUACCUCCGCAUCCAGUCACCCAUAUCCCCCCAAACCCAGGCAAGAUCAUGCUGUGUGAGCCCGUGAGCCAAGGAGUUCUCUCCGAGAGCACAAAGAUCGUCUUGAUGCGAGGGCGGGUACACACGAAGCACGGUCAAGCCGCUCCCUCGAUCCCCCCGAAUCGGAGCCUGAACGGUGUUCCCGAUGAAGAGGACGAUACCGCCAACGAUCAGUUCUUCUCAGCUGCAGAAGACAGGUACAAGACGGACUCUGCGAACACCGAAAUAGACUCCGUGACCGAGACAGAGGAGUCGGAGCUUUCUGGCAUCGACCAGGAUGACGAUCUCUCUGACGACUCCAUGGAUGACAUGAUCUCUCUGCAGGCGCCGACGCUACCUACGACUGCCGCAAGUGGUAUGUCUACCAUGCAGCCGGGAUCACCGAUGACCAUCGGAAGGGGAAGGAAAACCAACGGGAUUGCAACUCCCGGCUCUGUCUUUUCCAACUAUACUGCAACUACCGCUCGUCCAGACCGACCUCGAGGCCGACUUUUUAGGGCUCAGGGGCUGAUUCGAACCAUUCCCAUGGACCUCCUUCACCCGAAGCCGGCACCAGAGGAUGAUGAUGAGGCUAGGGUUUUCGUAGACAUUGCCUCCCUGUCGAAGAUCGGGUGCUUCUCAGGAGACUGGGUCCGCAUCGAGGCUACUGAAGAACCUCCUGCCAAUGGGUUCGGCGCCUUUGGACUCGGAAGCUUCACGUCGCUAGACCCGUCCGAGUCCAAUUGGCGUCCAGUAAGGGUCUUUGGUCUUCCAGAGGGGUACUCUCAACGCCCAGUUACACGGAUAGCAGGUGCAAAGCAUGGCGAACGCAAACUGUCUUUCUUCGAUUCCCAACUCCAGAAGCCGACCAGCCCGACAGCCUACAUAUCUCCCAUUCUGUUAGCCAAUCUUGAUGAACCGUCGUAUCUCCGGCUGUCACCUAUUAAGCGGGGGGCGUAUCAAGGAAAGGGAACUCUUCCCAAGUUCACGAACGCCUCGCGUCCCCCGUACGCCCGCGAUAUCACAAUUCAGCAUGUCCGGUCACCAGUGACUGCGGAACGAGCUUACCAAUCGGCGGUCCUUGGCGGUCUCAAGCGUUACUUUGCUCAGAAUAUCCGACUUGUACGGACAGGCGAUCUUAUCGCCGUGCCCAUCGACACACAACUGGGCAAAGCGCUACAAGAGCAACCAGGUGGAAGCAAUGGGUCCGAGGUGGACGACGUGAUGGCACUGUCCAAAGAAGGGUCGGCAAGAUUUGACCAGGUGGCAUGGUUCAAGGUUGGCCACAUCCAGAUCUCAAAAUCCGAUGCCGACAAUGACCAGUCCGAAGAGUUGUGGGGAGGGGUGGCAUGCAUCGACAGCUCCUCCGUCGCGAUGCACGGCUCCGGCUUUGCCACGAGCCGCAUACCCGCAACCAAAUCCAACACCUGGCCCUAUUAUCUUGGGGUCAAGAAGAUGCCCAGCAAAGCACCAAGUGUUUCGGCACUGACGCUUCCUGACCAGGACUUCCGUUACGUCUCACCUCUCAGAAGACGUUUGCGAGAGUUGUUGGCCGCCGCCACCAGCCCAAGAGCGGUACAUUUGAAGAUGCCGCCAGUUGCCAUUCUUGUCACCGCCACGCACCGCAAUAUAGGCAAAGCGACUGUGGCUUCGGAAGCCUGCUCCGAUAUUGGACUCCACACGUACUCGAUUGAUGCAUACGACAUCCUCAGUGAGGCAGGGACCAGCGGCAGCGAUGUUAAGACAGAAGGUCUCCUGCGAACCAGGGCCGAAAGAGCUAUGAGCUGUGGCCCAGAAACCACCGCUUUGCUGAUUAGGCAUAUCGAGGCGUUGACUGCCGACCGCAUGGUGUCGACCAUGAAGGAGAUUUUGCAGGACACAAGAGUGCUAAUCGCUACUACCAGUGACGUCGACAAGGUCCCGGAUGGAGUUCGAGGUCUCUUUAGCCAUGAGCUUGAGAUGGGUGCCCCUGACGAAGCUGAACGUGAAGGCAUCCUCAGAGCUAUUAUUGAGGAUCGCGGUAUCAACCUAGACCCUGAAGUAGACCUCAACGGCGUGGCUCUCAAAACCGCUGCGUUGGUGGCCGGUGACUUAGUGGACGUGGUCGACCGAGCAGUUAUCGCACAGCGAUUGAGGUUGGAGCAAAUAUCAUUGAAAACAGAAGCUACUGGCCAGGCCGUCACGGUGCGGGAUCUCCAGGUAGCUGGUGGACCAAUGGCUCGAUGCGUCACCAAGGGCGACUUUGAGGUCGCUGUCGAGGCCGCGCGGAAGAACUUUGCAGGCGCCAUCGGAGCUCCCAAGAUUCCGAACGUCACAUGGGAUGAUGUUGGUGGCCUGAACAACGUCAAGGAUGCUGUGACAGAAACCAUUCAGCUCCCCCUGGAGAGACCCGAGCUUUUCGCCAAGGGCAUGAAGAAGCGGUCUGGCAUCCUUUUCUACGGACCUCCGGGAACCGGAAAGACACUGCUAGCGAAGGCGAUCGCGACGGAGUACAGUCUCAACUUCUUCAGCGUCAAGGGUCCCGAGCUGCUCAACAUGUACAUCGGAGAGUCGGAAGCCAACGUCAGACGCGUCUUCCAGCGUGCCCGCGAUGCUCGCCCUUGUGUCGUGUUUUUCGAUGAGCUGGAUUCCGUUGCGCCCAAGCGCGGAAACCAGGGAGACAGCGGCGGUGUCAUGGACCGCAUCGUCUCGCAGCUGCUCGCCGAGCUCGACGGCAUGUCGGGCGGGGACGACACGAGCGGCGGUGUCUUCGUUAUCGGCGCCACCAACCGGCCGGAUCUGCUCGAUGCCGCCCUGCUCCGUCCCGGGCGCUUCGACAAGAUGCUCUACCUCGGCGUGUCUGAUACCCAUGACAAGCAGCUCACAAUCCUCGAGGCUCUCACCAGGAAGUUUACUCUCCACCCCUCGGUCUCCCUGCAGUCCGUCGCUCAGCGGCUCCCGUUCACCUAUACGGGCGCUGACUUUUACGCCCUCUGCAGUGAUGCAAUGCUCAAGGCCGUCACGCGGCAGGCAGCGGCGGUCGACGCCAAGAUCCGCGACAUAAACGCCGCCCGGGCGCCGUCGCGACCGCCCAUCUCGACGGCCUAUUUCUUCGACCACCACGCGACGCCUGACGACAUUGCCGUCAUGGUCACCGAAGAGGACUUCAUGAGGGCGCACGAGGAGCUGGUGCCUAGCGUAAGCGCCGGCGAGCUGGCGCACUACGAGAAGGUGAGGGCGAGCUUCGAGGGGUCGCCCGACAAGGAGAAGCAGGCGCAGCCUCAACGCCCCGCGGCGGGGGCGGCGUUCAGGGCCGUUUCCGGGUCCUCAGCCGUGUCCAGGGGCAGUUCCAAGGGCAAAGGUAAGGCCGUGGCGGCGUCUUCCAAGGGGAAGGGGAAGGCCGUGGCGACGGGCAGCGAUGACGAGUACGAAUCCGAGGGCGAGGUCGCGGUAAUGAACGGCAAGGGCAAGGGCAAGGGCAAGGGCAAGGCUGUCGCGGGAUUCCAAGAUGGAACGGCGAGCGACGACGAGGGAUUGUAUUAA
Molecule: messenger RNA, 4194 nt
Organism: Colletotrichum graminicola M1.001
Lineage: Eukaryota; Fungi; Ascomycota; Sordariomycetes; Glomerellales; Glomerellaceae
Product: ATPase
Exons: 3
Coding region: 1-4194 (1397 amino acids)
Biological process (GO): protein import into peroxisome matrix
Cellular component (GO): peroxisomal membrane; cytosol
Molecular function (GO): ATP binding; ATP hydrolysis activity
Source: RefSeq, a predicted model, not a curated record